Molecule: messenger RNA, 1380 nt
Organism: Pichia membranifaciens NRRL Y-2026
Lineage: Eukaryota; Fungi; Ascomycota; Pichiomycetes; Pichiales; Pichiaceae
Exons: 2
Coding region: 1-1380 (459 amino acids)
Biological process (GO): positive regulation of transcription by RNA polymerase II
Cellular component (GO): nucleus
Molecular function (GO): transcription cis-regulatory region binding; DNA-binding transcription factor activity
Source: RefSeq, a predicted model, not a curated record
AUGCGCAAUAUUAUUGAACAAAGUGAUAGGGAAAAGCAAAAAAACUCAUUCCUUCUGGAAUCUUUGAAACAGGAACUCGGUAAGAGACACUACACUACACCCUUUUUUGAAAUCACUUUGAACACGUUUCCUUCGCAAAAGCUACUUUUUGGGUUAAAAGACACUGAGGUUGUGUAUUUGGAUUACUACAGGACUUGUGUAUCUCAAACAAUAUCGAUAUUACCAAAAGAGUCGAAUUUUUUCUUGAGUCUAUAUCUACCGCUUGCAGAAAACAACAAGUCAAUCCUGUAUGCAUUGAUAGGGUGGGCAGGUGUCUUUUUAAAUGAUGAGUCAAAUCAACAUAUACCUUUAGACUACAUCAAGAAAUCAGUAAUAUUAUCCAAACAAGAAUUAGGUAAAGAGCCAACUAAAAGUGAAAAGCUGGCAAUUUUUUCAUUAUAUACCAUUUUGUGUGCAGUACUGAUAUGUGCAGGAGACGUUAGAGAAUGGUACAAAUACUUCAAAACUUUGCAUAAGUUCUUGUUGGACCAGUCAAACGGAGAUUUGAAGGAAAUUAAAAAUUGUAUGGGUGAUUUUAAAGAAACAAAGUGGCUUGUAUCAAAUUUUUUAUAUCAUGAUGUUCUUGCAAGUAUAAGCCAUAUUGAAGGAACAUGCUUCACAAUGGCUGAGUAUUGUCAAAUACUGGAUAUAACCAUGUCAGACCCGGAACCUGUUAAAAUGAUCGAUAAUGACCUAGUCUGUGACCCAUUACAGGGUUGUGUGCGACCGGUAUUUUUGUUAAUUGGAGAAAUUACGAAUACAUUCGUCAAAUUGAAGAAUGCAGAAAAACGAUUAAAGGAAUUGGAGGAAGCGUACAAAUAUGAAGAAUUUUCGAAAGCAAGAAACAAAGUGUACAGCCAAUUGGAAAAAAAGUAUGAAAGUUUGCAAACGCUUCUGAAAAACACCAAACCACAUGCAAUGUCUCUUUGUUACUUGAAAAGUGAUAAGGACCUUGAACAUCAUCUUACGUUGUUUGAAGCAUUUAGAUUGAGUGCUUUGAUUUAUCUCAAAACUUUGGUUAAAAAAAUUCCACCUGCCUCUCCAGAAAUUCAGAUUUUGGUUGUUGAGUUGCUUCCUUGUAUUAGUAUUAUCCUUGGAUCUAAAGUUCAAGCCUCACUUUGUUUUCCAUUGCUUGUGGCUGGUAUGUCAUGUAUUUCAAAAUGUGACCGUUCCUUUAUCGCGGAAAAAGUGUUGCAGAUGUCAAACUCUUUUCCUGUGAAAAACUUUCAAAGAAUUUUGGUUAUUAUAGAACACACCUGGAAAAUUAAUAAGGAAGGUCUCAAGUGCGUUUACUGGUUUGAAAUUUCAACGAAGUUUGGUUGGGCCUUAUCUCUGGCAUGA